AUGUUCAGGCAAUCAAUUAGACCACUUGUUUCAAAUAGACUAACCUUCGUUCGUUAUAACAGUUCUCCAGCCUACACGGCUGCAGUCAGCUUAUUGAAAGGAGAUUUAAAAAAGGCUAUGAUUGCUAAGGAUGAAAUGAAGAAAACAGCAAUAAGAAGCAUGUUAUCAGCCAUAAAAAACAAGGAAAUUGCCUUAAAAGGGAAGAGCGCCGAUGAGUACUCCCUAUACGACAUGUAUUCUAAGUUAAUAUCUCAAAGAAAGGACUCUAUUGAUGAGUUCAUUGCGAACAAAAGGGACGAUCUAGUGGCCAAAGAGCAAGGCGAAAUGGAAGUCAUAAAGAAAUAUAUGGACCAAUUGCCAGUGUCUUCGGAGCUUGAUAUUGAUCAAAAUGUGAAGAAACUGUUGGACGCCCUUAAAACAAAGGCAGGUGAGAAAAAGAUCCAAAUUAAAGAAAUUAUGGGAGAAAUCGACUGGAAGUCAUUGCCAACAGAAUGGAAAACAUCACCAACUGCCAUCAAAAACAGCAUUGUUAAGCAAUUCAAGGAAAUAUUUAAAUGA
Molecule: messenger RNA, 558 nt
Organism: Saccharomyces paradoxus
Lineage: Eukaryota; Fungi; Ascomycota; Saccharomycetes; Saccharomycetales; Saccharomycetaceae
Gene: AIM41
Product: Aim41p
Exons: 1
Coding region: 1-558 (185 amino acids)
Cellular component (GO): mitochondrion
Molecular function (GO): carbon-nitrogen ligase activity, with glutamine as amido-N-donor
Source: RefSeq, a predicted model, not a curated record